Suillus subaureus is the source of this 832-nucleotide messenger RNA. RefSeq lists its product as uncharacterized. The record is from RefSeq and is a predicted model, not a curated record. The coding region runs from base 84 to 782 and encodes 232 amino acids. Lineage: Eukaryota; Fungi; Basidiomycota; Agaricomycetes; Boletales; Suillaceae. The transcript has 5 exons.
AGUCAUUUUUGGAAGCUGAUGCUACGAGAUGUCCUGGCCAGUUUGGCGAUGUCGAUGAACUCCCAUCAACAUUUUUUGACGACAUGGAAAUCGAUGAUGAUUCCUCCCCGAUGGGUGGUGUACACCCCCAUUUGUCUGCAAAUGCACUCCUCGGUCGUCUUUCUUCGCUUCUCUGCCGCUUUCGACCCGACAAUGGUGAAACGGCCGAACUUCCGCAACCCUUAAAGCUUUCAGCGUUCUAUCCACACGCACUCCUUGCUCGCCUGUCCUCGCUCAUUCACCGCUCUCCACCUGAAAAUGAUGCACCAGACGAACUUCAGCAACCCUGCACGCCUUUGCGGUUAGAUCCGCAUGUACUCCUAGCUCGCCUUUCCUCACUUUUCCCCCGAUCUCGACUCGGCACAGACGAAGAAGCCGAACCCCAUCCCACAAUGCCUUCGGGUUCACGUCCAGAUGCACUCAUCAGCCGGCUGCCCUCGCUCUUCCGGUUUAAACCCCAUACCAACGGCAAAACCGAAUUCCCACAACUCUCAAGUCAUCCUCAUGUCGUUGAAGUAGCUGCAGUGCGGGACAAGCAGACUUUGGUUGUUGCUCGGGGGCCAAAAUUCGAGAAAGCAAAACGAGCAUAUGAGCAACAAACCCAAUCGCACGGUCGAACCCAGGCGUCGUUAUCGCACGUUCAGCAUGCCGAUGCUUCAACAUCCACAACACCUCCUGCUCCAGGUACUAGUACUACCACAGCAGAUGCAGCAACCUCACAGUCACUACACAUCCAAUGUUAGCGUUGCAGCAUUUGGACAACUACAUCACCUUUAUUUCCAGUUAUUCUGCA